AACACACAUCGGGCCCUUUCCAUCUGCUGAAGGAGGGAGGGGCUGAUCUGCUCCGAAGCAUCAAAUCAGAAUGGAUGAUGCAUGCUGGGAGGUGGCAGGCCAUCUUUUUUCUGGGUGGCGUGAGCCGCUCACAUGGGGGGACCUACAGAUGCUAUGGUUCUUCCAGCUACAACCCCAACGUGUGGUCACAGCCCAGUGCCCCUCUUCACAUCGAGGUCACAGGUGUGCACAGGGAGCCCUCCCUCUCGGCCCAGCCAGGCUCGCUGGUGCUGCCUGGACACAGCCUGACCCUCCAGUGCCACGCGGAGGCUGACUUUGACACAUUCGCUCUGACCAAGGACGAGGGGCUCACACACCCACAGCACCUCGAUGGGCAGCACAGCCCCAACUUUUCCCUGGGCCACGUGAGCCGCACCCACGGGGGCCAGUACAGAUGCUACAGUGGACACAACCUCUCCUCUGUGUGGUCGGCCCCUAGCGCCCCCCUGGACAUCCUGGUGGCAGGUGAGGAGCCAGCCCUGCCCCUGUCCUGAGGGUCUGCUCAGGGCUCUGGGCCCAGGGUCACCUGGGGGUGAUGGGGUCCAGGAGAGGGGCCUGGAGC
This is a messenger RNA of Myotis brandtii (Brandt's bat), 601 nucleotides long. Its product is annotated as leukocyte immunoglobulin-like receptor subfamily A member 2. The transcript has 2 exons. Lineage: Eukaryota; Metazoa; Chordata; Mammalia; Chiroptera; Vespertilionidae. The record is from RefSeq and is a predicted model, not a curated record. The coding region runs from base 75 to 533 and encodes 152 amino acids.